This is a messenger RNA of Pelecanus crispus (Dalmatian pelican), 1488 nucleotides long. NCBI's taxonomy places the organism in Eukaryota, Metazoa, Chordata, Aves, Pelecaniformes, Pelecanidae. The record is from RefSeq and is a predicted model, not a curated record.
UCUGCAAAGAAACGAUGGCGACAGAAUCUCCACGCCGCCCCAGUCGAUGUACCGGAGGAGUGGUUGUUCGCCCGCAAGCUGUCACGGAACAGUCGUAUAUGGAAAGCGUUGUUACGUUUCUUCAAGAUGUUGUGCCACAGGCCUAUAGUGGUACCCCACCAGCAGAAGAAAAGGAGAAGAUCAUUUGGGUCAGAUUUGAAAAUGCAGAUUUAAAUGAUACAUCAAGGAAUAUGGAGUUUCAUGAAAUACAUAGCACUGGGAAUGAACCACCGUUACUGCUAAUGAUCGGAUACAGUGAUGGAAUGCAAGUCUGGAGCAUACCUAUCAGUGGUGAAGCUCAGGAACUCUUUUCUGUCCGCCAUGGUCCAGUUCGAGCUGCACGGAUUUUACCAGCUCCACAAAUCAGUGCUCAGAAAUGUGAUAAUUUUUCUGAGAAGCGGCCUCUUCUUGGUGUGUGCAAAAGCAUUGGAUCUUCUGGCACAAGCCCACCUUACUGCUGUGUGGACCUUUAUUCUUUGCGGACAGGAGAGAUGGUCAAGUCCAUACAGUUCAAAACUCCGAUUUAUGAUCUGCAUUGCAAUAAAAGGAUACUUGUUGUAGUGCUGCAAGAGAAAAUUGCCGCCUUUGACAGCUGUACUUUCACCAAAAAAUUCUUCGUUACAAGCUGCUAUCCUUGUCCAGGGCCAAACAUGAAUCCUAUUGCUCUUGGAAGCCGCUGGCUUGCUUAUGCAGAAAAUAAGCUGAUCCGAUGCCAUCAAUCCCGUGGUGGAGCCUGCGGAGACAACAUUCAGUCUUACACUGCCACAGUCAUUAGUGCUGCCAAAACGAUAAAGACUGGACUUACAAUGGUUGGGAAAGUAGUUACGCAGCUGACAGGGACGCUGCCUUCAGGAGCAACCGAAGAAGAAAUUUUAGCUCAUAGCAACAUUCGUCGAAGUCCUCUGGUGCCUGGAAUCAUCACUAUCAUUGAUACAGAGACAGUGGCGGAAGGGCAGGUACUUGUCAGUGAGGACUCUGAUAGCGAUGGCAUUGUGGCCCACUUCCCUGCACAUGAAAAGCCUAUUUGCUGCAUGGCUUUUAACCCUAGCGGGAUGUUGCUGGUCACUACUGACACAUUAGGCCAUGAUUUCCAUGUUUUUCAAAUACUGACACAUCCUUGGUCAUCAUCACAAAGUGCCGUCCAUCAUUUGUAUACACUUCACAGGGGAGAGACUGAAGCCAAAGUACAGGAUAUCUCCUUCAGCCAUGACUGUCGUUGGGUUGUGGUCAGCACGCUUCGUGGCACUUCCCAUGUUUUUCCUAUCAAUCCUUAUGGCGGCCAGCCCUGUGUCCGAACGCACAUGUCACCCCGGGUGGUAAAUCGCAUGAGCCGAUUCCAAAAGAGUGCAGGGCUGGAAGAGAUCGAGCAAGAGCUGACAUCUAAACAAGGAGGACGCUGUAGCCCUGUUCCAGGCCUGUCAAGCAGCCCGUCUGGCUCACCGCUCCAUG